Drosophila ficusphila is the source of this 5134-nucleotide messenger RNA. It is a transcript of the gene gek, whose product is annotated as serine/threonine-protein kinase Genghis Khan. NCBI's taxonomy places the organism in Eukaryota, Metazoa, Arthropoda, Insecta, Diptera, Drosophilidae. The record is from RefSeq and is a predicted model, not a curated record. The transcript is spliced from 11 exons. Gene Ontology annotation, biological process: peptidyl-threonine phosphorylation; actomyosin structure organization. Gene Ontology annotation, molecular function: protein serine/threonine kinase activity; ATP binding. The coding region runs from base 126 to 5048 and encodes 1640 amino acids. Gene Ontology annotation, cellular component: cytoskeleton; cytoplasm.
CUGUUAGUCAACAGCUAGCUGAAAGCGCCUCCAGUGGACGAAAAAGCAAUCUUCUACGGAUUAUUGUUCGGCUUUUUGCACUGUUUUGGAUAAAUAUGAUUUAGUCCGAGUAAAAUAGAAUCAAAAUGGAAUACGAAUCUUCCGAAAUUAGUGAUAUAACCACAGGAAGCUGCAGGAAAAGGCUUACAUUUCUGAAAUAUAUUUUAAGUGAUACCACAAACGAUCAAAAAUGGGCAGCCGAAUUCGGCGAAGACACGGAAGGACAUCAGUUUUCACUGGACUAUUUGUUGGACACCUUCAUCGUUCUCUACGACGAGUGCAGCAACUCCUCCCUGCGCAGAGAAAAAGGGGUCUCAGACUUCCUCAAACUAUCCAAACCCUUCGUGCACAUUGUGCGAAAACUUCGACUGAGCCGCGAUGAUUUUGACAUACUUAAAAUUAUCGGGCGGGGUGCCUUUGGAGAGGUUUGCGUGGUUCAGAUGAUAUCCACCGAAAAGGUGUAUGCUAUGAAGAUCCUGAACAAGUGGGAGAUGCUAAAGAGGGCUGAAACGGCCUGCUUUCGUGAGGAGCGGGAUGUCCUGGUGUUCGGGGACCGUCAGUGGAUCACCAACUUGCACUACGCCUUUCAAGACAAUAUUAACCUGUAUCUAGUAAUGGACUAUUACUGCGGCGGCGACCUUCUGACGCUCCUUAGUAAAUUCGAGGAUAAGCUUCCCGAGGAUAUGGCGAAAUUCUACAUAACAGAGAUGAUUUUAGCCAUCAACAGUAUUCACCAGAUUAGAUACGUGCAUAGGGAUAUUAAGCCUGAUAAUGUGCUUCUUGACAAACGUGGUCAUGUGCGGCUGGCAGACUUUGGAUCCUGCCUUCGAUUGGACAAGGAUGGCACCGUGCAAUCAAAUGUGGCUGUUGGCACACCCGACUACAUUUCUCCGGAAAUAUUGCGGGCCAUGGAGGAUGGAAAGGGGCGCUACGGAACGGAGUGCGAUUGGUGGUCUCUCGGAGUGUGCAUGUACGAAAUGUUGUACGGGGAGACGCCCUUCUACGCAGAGAGUUUGGUGGAGACCUACGGCAAGAUUAUGAAUCAUCAAAACUGCUUUAACUUACCGUCACAAGAAACCAUUAACUACAAAGUAUCGGAAACGUCGCAGGCCUUGCUCUGCAAACUGAUAUGUAUACCCGAGAAUCGGCUCGGCCAAAAUGGCAUUCAAGACUUUAUGGAUCACCCCUGGUUCGUAGGAAUUGAUUGGAAAAACAUAAGACAGGGGCCCGCUCCGUAUGUGCCGGAAGUGUCGAGUCCCACGGAUACCUCCAACUUUGAUGUGGACGACAAUGACGUCCGGUUAACGGACUCCAUUCCUCCGUCGGCCAAUCCCGCCUUUUCCGGCUUUCAUUUACCAUUCAUAGGAUUCACCUUUUCGCUUAGCAGCAGCUCCGCCUUGGACUCAAAGAAGCACCAGAGCUCUGGAUUCGGAGACGACACUUUGGACACCAUAAGCAGUCCGCAGCAGGCCAUCCUUCCGGGCAACAACUCGGAGGCGUCAGUGGACUCAGUUCAAGAAAAGCAGGUCAAGGCCCUAAACGAGCAGCUAGCAGCUAUAAAACAGGAAAAGAUCGAGUUAACGAAGCAACACAACGAAAUUUUUGAGAGGCUCAAGUCUCAGGAGGCGGAACUCCAGGACGCAGUUUCCCAGCGAAACAUCGCUAUGAUGGAGUACUCGGAGGUCACUGAGAAACUCUCGGAACUGCGCAAUCAGAAGCAGAAGCUUUCGCGGCAGGUGAGGGACAAGGAGGAGGAACUCGAUGGAGCCAUGCAGAAGAACGACAGUCUGCGGAAUGAGCUGCGCAAAUCAGACAAAACUCGGCGCGAGUUGGAGCUGCACAUCGAGGACGCCGUCAUUGAGGCCGCCAAAGAAAAGAAGCUAAGGGAGCACGCGGAGGACUGCUGCAGGCAGCUGCAGAUGGAGUUGCGAAAGGGAUCCUCGAGCGUGGAGACCACCCUGCCCCUGAGUAUUUCAUCGGAGAUGUCCUCGUACGAGAUCGAAAGACUGGAGCUGCAGUUCUCGGAGAAAUUGAGUCACCAGCAGACGCGCCACAACAUGGAGAUGGAAGCACUGCGUGAACAGUUUAGCGAGUUGGAGAACACCAACUUGGAGCUCAAGAAUGAGCUACAGCAAACACAGGAUAGGCUGAAGUUCACCCAGUUGGAAUCAAUUACUGAUUCCGCCGAGACAUUGUUGGAACUGAAGAAGCAGCACGACUUAGAAAAGUCGUCCUGGAUCGAGGAAAAGCAGAGGCUGAGCUCCGAGGUGAAUCUUAAAUCGAAGAGCCUGAAGGAACUCCAGGCCGAGGACGACGAGAUCUUUAAGGAGCUGCGCAUGAAGCGGGAGGCCAUAACAUUGUGGGAGCGACAAAUGGCAGAGAUCAUUCAGUGGGUUUCGGAUGAGAAGGAUGCGCGUGGCUACCUCCAGGCACUGGCCACCAAAAUGACGGAGGAGUUGGAGUACUUAAAGCACGUCGGAACAUUCAACAACAACGGUGUGGACAAUAAAAAUUGGCGGAACCGUCGCUCCCAGAAGCUUGACAAGAUGGAGCUGCUCAACCUGCAAAGUGCGUUGCAAAGGGAGAUCCAGGCAAAGGCCAUGAUAUCGGACGAGCUGAGUCAGACCAGAUCGGACCUAAUUUCCACGCAGAAGGAGGUGCGGGACUACAAAAAACGAUAUGAUUCCAUUUUGCACGACUUUCAGAAAAAGGAGACCGAGCUGCGGGAUUUGCAGAAGGGAGGCUUGGAAUACUCGGAGUCGUUCCUGAGCAAAUCAAGCCAUCACGGUUUGAGCAGCGCGUUCUUCCGCGACAUGUCGAAGAACUCCGAGAUCAUAGACUCUGCCGAGAGUUAUGGCAACGAGUCCGGCGACAAUUUCACGCCCAACUUCUUCCAGUCCGGCAAUUCGGGCAUGCUCUUUAACUACGAGCCAAAGUAUGCAGGCAAGAACAGUAAGGACAGCUCGGCCGUGAAGGAAGUAUCGGUCAGCGAUUUGUCGCGAGAGGAGAGCGACCUGCUGGUCAAGGAAUCUCAGAAGAAAGUGCCCGGCAACACGGCGAUCCAUCAGUUCCUGGUGCGUACCUUCAGCAGCCCGACAAAGUGCAAUCACUGCACCUCCCUGAUGGUGGGACUUACGCGGCAGGGAGUUGUUUGCGAAAUCUGCGGAUUCGCCUGUCACACGAUUUGCUGCCAGAAGGUUCCCACCACGUGCCCCGUGCCCAUGGAUCAGACAAAGCGGCCACUGGGAAUCGAUCCCACCAGGGGAAUCGGCACCGCAUACGAGGGCUACGUCAAGGUCCCCAAAUCGGGUGUGAUCAAACGCGGUUGGAUUCGUCAGUUUGUGGUCGUAUGCGACUUCAAGUUGUUCCUUUACGACAUUUCACCCGAUCGGUGUGCAUUGCCCAGUGUGAGUGUCUCCCAAGUGCUGGAUAUGCGGGAUCCAGAAUUCUCUGUGGGAAGUGUGCGGGAAAGCGACGUCAUUCAUGCCGCCAAGAAAGAUGUGCCAUGUAUUUUCAAGAUAAAAACCGCCCUUAUUGACGGCGGACUGUCGUUAAACACCCUUAUGCUCGCCGACAACGAGUCGGAAAAGUCCAAGUGGGUUAUUGCCCUGGGCGAACUACAUCGAAUAUUGAAAAGAAACAGCUUACCAAAUACUGCUAUAUUUAAAGUUAAUGAGAUUUUGGACAAUACCCUGUCAUUAAUACGUAACGCAUUGUGUUCUGUCAUCAUAUACCCAAAUCAGAUUUUGCUGGGAACAGAAGAUGGCCUGUUCUACAUAAAUUUAGACCAGUACGAAAUCGCUCGUAUUGGAGAAAGCAAGAAGAUUCUUCAGCUAUGGUACAUUGAAGAGGAGCAGAUUCUCGUUAUUCUGUGCGGAAAACAACGUAAUCUGCGUCUGUUACCCAUCAGAGCAUUAGAGGCUAGUGAUGUUGAGUGGAUCAAAGUAGUCGAAUCGAAAAACUGCAUAUCUGCUUGCACCGGAAUUAUCCGCCGUUUCCCCAACAUUGUUUAUUCCUUUAUCAUCGCGCUUAAGCGACCCAAUAACCACACACAAAUCGUAGUUUACGAGAUAAACAGAACGCGCACAAGACACCAGAAGACUUGCGAAUUUACCAUUGGCUAUAUGGCCCAGCAUCUGCAGAUCCUGUCUGAUAUGCGAUUAGUUGUAGCUCAUCAAAGUGGAUUUACCGCCUACUUCUUAAGAGGAGAAGCCACUGCAAUGUCGUUGGUACACCCGGAAAACCAGCUAUGUGCGUUCUUGAACUAUUCUGGAGUCGAUGCAGUGAGGGUGAUUGAAAUUCUUUGUCCGAGUGGUGGCAACUUCGGAGAGUACUUACUGGUCUUCCAAACUCUGGCCAUUUACGUGGAUCUGCAGGGCCGAAAGUCACGAGACAGGGAAAUAAUGUACCCGGCCUUUCCAACGUAUAUAACAUUUUGUGAUGGUCAUUUGUUGGUGUUCUCGGAUACACAUUUGGAUAUCUUCAACACUCAGACUGCUGAAUGGGUACAAUCGAUUGGUCUGAAGCAAUCACUCCCCCUCAACAAUCUGGGAAAUGUGGUGUUGGCUUCAGUAAAUGACACCCCGUUAAUUGUUUACCUAUCCAAUAUUCACACGAAGGGCCUUCUGCAAUAUCGCGAUGGAAAUCGAAAAGGACUUCCGAGUAUAAAGCGCAGAUUUUCCAUUAGAGAGAUUAACAAAACCAUCAAAAGUGAUCGUAGAUCAAAGAUGAUAUCUGCGCCAACAAAUUUCAAUCACAUUUCUCAUAUGGGGCCGGGCGAUGGCAUUCAAAAUCAACGACUCCUAGACUUACCAACCACUCUCGAAACAGCCGAUCAAGCCAGCAGUCCAAUAAUACAUUCGUUGAGUUCCAUACCCCAAACUAGAAAAUCAAAUUUUCUAGAUCAAGUGGAUGCAAACUCUGACGACUAUGGCAAUGAUAAUAUAAUCUCUAGAACCCCCAGUCCAAUGGCAUCGUCCUUUAUGGACGGCUUGAGCAAUAACGAUUAGUUUCAGUCAAAUCUCUACAUAUGUAGUUUACUCGAUUUUUUAAGAUAACUGUUUGUAAUAAACAUAUUUAAUUUCUCGAAUAUCAA